AUGGCUGUUGCACCAGAAGUUGCGCCAAUUCUAUCGACCCCGGACAACCACAUCCUCGAGGCGACAGAGCCCACCACUACCCCGCGCACGACCGACUCGCAGUCAGACGAAGAACUCAACGUUAUAUACGAUAUUGAGAGGACGAUCAAAGAGAUCAGGCAGGGAAGAUGGCGCCGAAUUGCUCUACAAUUUCCCGAUGAAAUGCUACCCGAUGCACCUCGAGUGUUUCAACUUCUCAGCCGUGGACUGGAAAGUUCCGCAGUUGCCCCUCAAUUGGAAGAUACCCAAAAGGCCGGUGAUAGCUCGAAGUCUUGCGCAUGUGGGAAAUUGGCGGAUAAUGGGACAAACAAGCUGGACUUGGAAGACGUUACUAAAUCUUUCACAACUACUUUGAGUGUUCAAGACGUGCCGAAAGAUCUACCUCCGAGGCUCUACAUUCUUGGUGAUACUUCGUACGGCACUUGCUGUGUGGACGAGGUGGCCGCUGAACAUGUAGAUGCUGAUGCUGUGGUUCACUAUGGCCGGGCAUGUCUAUCGCCGACGUCGAGAUUACCGGUGGUCUAUGUCUUUACACAUAGAAAGCUGGAUUUCGGACCACUCGUGGAGGCAUUUGAAGACGUCUACCCCAACAAGGAUGAGAAGAUUUUGGUUGUCGCGGACGUCACAUAUGCCAACCACGUUGAGGCGAUUGCUUCUAUGUUAAUGAAGGAAAAGGGGUACACGAAUUUGUUUGCUACCAGCGUGGUGCAUGAUCCUGCUUCGCCUGUUCCAAAUAGGACAAUUCCGGCAUCCGUCCGAGAGGAGCCAGAAAGCUUAAGAAAUUGGCAGCUCUUUCACAUAUCGGAUCCUCCAACGUCGCUUCUUUUGACGCUAUCCUCGCGAGUCGCGUCAAUUCGCAUCUACUCCACCAACCGAGGGUCUAGUACGGUCCGACCGCCAAAGACGCUCCUUGCAUCAACAGCAGCAGCGCUACGGCGACGAUACGCAAUCUUGACGUCACUUAACACAGCGCCCAUCUUUGGAAUUCUAAUAAACACUCUGAGCGUGAAGAAUUAUCUACAUAUUGUCCAGCAUGUGCAGCAGCUUAUCGCAGGGGCUGGGAAAAAAAGUUAUCUUUUUGUUGUUGGUAAAUUGAAUGCCGCGAAAGUCGCUAAUUUCAGCGAAAUAGGCGGAUGGGUGGUUAUAGGAUGCUGGGAAAGCUCCCUUGUUGACAGUGCAGACUUCUGGAAGCCAGUGAUCACGCCGUACGAGCUGGAGCUGGCUUUACAGAAGGACACGGAUCGCGUAUGGACUGGGGAGUGGCGAGGUGAUUAUCAGGCGAUGCUGGAUGAUGCAAAAUUGGGCACAGACGAUCGCUCGACGGGGUCCGACGAUCGAACAGACGUCGAGAGCCGCAGCCCUGACGACGAUGACGACGACGACGACUUGUCGGAAUCCGAAUCGGCGCCUCCAGAGUUCGACCUGCGCACUGGCAGGUACGUCUCAACAGCCAGCGCCCGCCCCAUGCGUAGCUCGCAUGUGCAGCCAGCGUCUUCAGGGAUGCGGCGUUCUAUUGAGGCCAGAAACUCGACGGCGCUUACGCGAAGGAUGAAUGGGGAGAUUGCGACAAUCAGCGGCGUUGUGUCGCCGGGCGCGGAGUUUUUGAGAUCCAACAGGACGUGGAACGGGCUGGGCAGCGACUUCACGGUGCAGUACGAAGACGACGGUGAGGCCGGCCGGGGCAGCGUGGUUGUCGAAGGGCGCAGCGGCGUUGCGCGCGGAUACACGGUGGGCGUGGACACAGCGCGGCGGUAG
Molecule: messenger RNA, 1794 nt
Organism: Ophidiomyces ophidiicola
Lineage: Eukaryota; Fungi; Ascomycota; Eurotiomycetes; Onygenales; Onygenaceae
Gene: DPH2
Product: Diphthamide biosynthesis protein 2
Exons: 1
Coding region: 1-1794 (597 amino acids)
Biological process (GO): protein histidyl modification to diphthamide
Molecular function (GO): 2-(3-amino-3-carboxypropyl)histidine synthase activity
Source: RefSeq, a predicted model, not a curated record